Drosophila ananassae is the source of this 1573-nucleotide messenger RNA. Its product is annotated as ubiquitin-conjugating enzyme E2 J2. The record is from RefSeq and is a predicted model, not a curated record. The transcript has 4 exons. Lineage: Eukaryota; Metazoa; Arthropoda; Insecta; Diptera; Drosophilidae. Bases 307 to 1164 code for a protein of 285 amino acids.
GAUACACAUUAUUGUUCCAGCCCUAAAUAUUGCCAGCUGCAAUUCGUGCAAUUAACAAAAUUAACAACAAAAGCGCAGUCUAACAGGGAAAAAUAACAACAACCAUCGCAAUCAGGAAUCUCAUUGUCGAGGUUGCUGCCGUAUAGUAUACACAAAACAAACAAACGGGGAAUUGCAUGCCAAGCGGAUUGGUAAACAAACCGAAAAACUCUCCGUAGUUCCGAAAUUCUGGAAGAAAAGGCGACGGUGGCGGAGGUUUCAUUUCUGGCGGUAUAGAACUGUUCCAAAAAUUUUCUAGCCAAAAAUAUGUCCUCGUCGUCGGCGUCCGGGGGUCGCAAGCAGCCCACGGCCGUGUCGAGAAUGAAGCAGGACUAUAUGCGCCUCAAGCGGGAUCCUCUGCCCUACAUUACGGCGGAGCCCUUGCCCAACAACAUUCUCGAGUGGCACUAUUGCGUCAAGGGUCCGGAGGACUCACCCUACUAUGGAGGCUACUAUCACGGCACCCUACUCUUUCCACGCGAAUUCCCCUUCAAGCCGCCCUCCAUUUACAUGCUGACACCGAACGGACGAUUCAAGACCAACACGAGGCUGUGUUUAAGCAUAUCAGACUUUCAUCCGGACACGUGGAACCCUACUUGGUGUGUGGGAACCAUUCUUACAGGACUUUUAAGCUUUAUGCUUGAAAGCACCCCCACACUGGGGUCCAUUGAGUCGUCGACAUACGAAAAGCAAAUGUAUGCUCAAAAAUCGUUAGCAUUUAACCUGCGAAACUCCAACUUCUGUGAACUCUUUCCAGAAAUGGUUGAGGAAAUAAAGCUGAGACUGCCGGCUACGCAAGGGUCCGCGGGAGCGGCGGGCGGUAGUGCCUCCAGUUCAACUGGGGCAAAGAAGGCCAACGGGCAGGCCAAUGGAGUGCCUUUAGGUGUAGACGCCAAUUUAGUGGCAGGCGGGGGUAAUCCACAAAAUGCGGCAGAUGCCGUCGAUGGUGCUGGUGCCGGGCAGGCGGACACGGCCAACGGUGGGGGAGCGGCUGCGUUGCAGAAUAGCGCUCGAAACUCGUAUCUGAACUGGCAGUCUGUGUACUCGAACCUGGUGAUCAUAAUCUGUUUUGCGAUAUUUGCCCUCAUUGUUAAUUACGUGAUCAAGAACCUGAAUCAGGAAUAGAAUUAACUACGACACAGCCUCUAUAUUUAUAAAGAAAUGUAGCUACACAUACAUAUGCGUGUGCAUAUUUAAUCUAGUUUACUCUAAAAGUAGUCUUUGAGGAUUCAGUUCCGCUUGUGAAGUAUUUAGCAACCUGCUUUAAUUCAAAAAUAGAGUUCGCCCCCGCCCAAUUCCCCCGACCGUUGUUUAGUCUGAAACCAUUGGCAAUAACAACUGGAAACAUAGACGUAAAAUCAAGCAUAACCAACAACACACUUUUUAAACUCAAUUUGUGAAAUCUAUAAAUUGUUUUGUUAUAUAUUCAUUAUCAUUAAAGACUAGUUUUAUGCAAUGAGAAUGAAGCCAGGAAUAUGUUUGUAAAUGAAUAAAAACGGCAACGUAUGAGCUCGUGUACAAAUUAGCCAUCUUA